This is a messenger RNA of Drosophila suzukii, 495 nucleotides long. It is a transcript of the gene ATPsynG, whose product is annotated as ATP synthase, subunit G. The record is from RefSeq and is a predicted model, not a curated record. Gene Ontology annotation, biological process: proton motive force-driven ATP synthesis. Gene Ontology annotation, molecular function: proton-transporting ATP synthase activity, rotational mechanism. Lineage: Eukaryota; Metazoa; Arthropoda; Insecta; Diptera; Drosophilidae.
UCGACCACUAAUCGAUAAGUGCUCCGCCAGCCCUGGUCCAUUUCCAUAACAUCUCUGUUUCGUAGCACACUGAAUAGAACCAAAUUGAAAAAAUGGCGAGUUUGGCUACCAAGGGAUCAGGACUUGUGAACAGGCUCCUUACUCAGGCGAGGCCACAACUGGACGUGUUCCUGAAAUACGCCAAGGUGGAGCUGACGCCCCCGACGCCCGCCGACAUUCCGGCCAUCCGCCAGGGACUCGGCAAUAUCCUCAAGGGAGCCAAGACCGGCGCCUACAAGAACCUCACCGUUCGCGAGGCCUGGCUUAACACUUUGGUGACCGCCGAGGUCAUCUUCUGGUUCUACAUCGGCGAGUGCAUCGGCAAGCGCCACAUUGUGGGCUACAACGUCUAAUCUUAGUUAUGUCUCCGCUUGGUAGUCACUGGAAUGGCAAACGAUACAUUUCGACUCUGAAUAAAGUGAAAAUUGUAGUAACUUAGAAAUCCGAAAAUUUCAA